Lactuca saligna is the source of this 597-nucleotide messenger RNA. The record is from the annotation of a GenBank genome assembly. Lineage: Eukaryota; Viridiplantae; Streptophyta; Magnoliopsida; Asterales; Asteraceae.
AUGACGUCUCAUUUGCUUUUACUUGGUCUCUUGGUGGCGGGUUGCUCCCUUGUGUUUGCAUCGGACCCUAGUGCUCUUCAGGACUUCUGUGUGGCAGACCAAAAUAGCACAGUUUAUUUAUUUAAUUUUUUCCCUCGUAGUAUUCGUGAAUGGUUUGGUUUGCAAAGAGGCAAGCUUGUACAACCUGAUGAUUUCUUUUAUAGAGGACUGCAACUAAUGGGAAACACUUCGAAUGCGGUUGGGUCUGCUGUGACUCCGGUGACCGUAGAAGAGCUGCCAGGACUUAACACUCUUGGUAUCUCAAUGGCACGUAUUGACUUUGCCCCACAGGGUAUUAACCCCCCACAUACACACCCUCGGGCCACUGAAAUUUUGACUGUUAUGGAAGGCCGUAUUCUAGUCGGAUUUGUCACGUCCAACCCUCAAAACCGACUCAUCACAAAAGAACUUCAGAAAGCUUUGAGUAGUCAAAAUCCAGGAGUUAUUACCAUUGCAAACGCUGUUUUUGGGUCAAAUCCCGAUAUCGCUGGAGAUAUUCUUGCGAAGGCAUUUCAAGUUGACAUCAACGUCGUCUAUCAAAUUCAAUCGAAAUUCUAG